Molecule: messenger RNA, 1503 nt
Organism: Lachancea sp. 'fantastica'
Lineage: Eukaryota; Fungi; Ascomycota; Saccharomycetes; Saccharomycetales; Saccharomycetaceae
Source: the annotation of a GenBank genome assembly
AUGGAAGACUACGGCGGCAGUGGAAUGGAAUACCAGACCCAGUAUCAGGACGCAUACGACGUGGCGCCAAAUUUGAAUAACGGAGACGCUCAGAAUAGCAAUAACAACAACAAUCACAUAGGAGGGGACAACCAAAGCAGCAACGAAGCGCAAAACAUCUCGCGCUCGGGUAGUGCACAGGGCGACACAGGAGAUAGACCAAGAACCAAGAGGACAAGGGCAACAGGCGAAGCGUUGAACGUUUUGAAGCGGGAAUUCGAUGAUAACCCAAAUCCAAACGCUCAAAAUCGUAAACGUAUUUCGGAACUGACAGGACUUCCUGAGAAAAAUGUUCGUAUUUGGUUCCAAAAUAGACGUGCCAAGCACCGCAAGUCGGGAACCGCACCUGGUGGAGGUAUGGGUGGCGCUGGUGGCAACUCCCACAGUCGAGGACCCGGAAGAAACGGGAGUUCAGUCACGACCACUACAGAUGUAAGUGCUGCUACCAAUGCUGCAUAUCCAGCAGCAGACUUUGAUCGCAUCCCGCUGGACACAAAUCCAAACUACUGCUUUUUGGACGUCAAAUCUCUCACUGUGGGUACUUGGAAACGUCUGAAAAGUGGAAAUUUGAAAAAAGAAGAACUUCCAACUCUUCAAAGUCUCUCAAAUUUGUCGCCGUUCUCAAUCAACGAGAUUAUGGCCAAUGCCACAGAUCUUAUGGUCUUGAUAUCCAAGAAGAAUCAUGAAAUAAACUAUUUUUUCAGUGCUAUCGCAAACAACACCAAAAUAUUGUUCCGCAUUUUCUUCCCAAUGAACACUGCUGUGAAUUGCUCUGUUGCGGUCGCCUCAGAAGAAUCGCCCCACCCUGGACAAGAAGACGACGAGGACUCUCACUCCACCGAUGAGGUACGAAGCAAAGAUCAGCUCUUUGAGCUUCGACUCAACGUCACCAAAUCCCCAACCUUCGCAGUAUAUUUCUCUGACGGCGUAGAUCAGUAUUCCUCAAACCAAUGGUCCAUCUGUGAAGAUUUUUCAGAAGGAAGACAAGUGAGCGAAGCUUUUGUUGGAGGAACCAAUUUCCCCCACGUCAUAGUGGGUACAAAGGAGCACUUGGAUUUUAUGAAUGAAACGAUACAGGAUUACGGUGGCAGAUCUCGAGACCCCCUGAAUGUUUCCGACGCGCAACCUCUCAUACUCCAUCCUGAACCUCACUCCAUGGGUCAGCACCAGCAGCCUUUUUUUGAUAGUUUCAACGAUCAGGAUGGCAUGUAUGGAAUGAAUGAACAAAACAAUGGUCAGUUUGCUCCCUCUUCAACUGCACAGGCUCAGUCCUACACGCAACAGCCCCAAUCAUCUACCGAAAAUGAACAUGUACCGUCCAACUACACCGACCCUAAUGUACCACGAACCCCAGAUUUUUUAAAAUCAGACGUUGGAAAUGAAGAACAAGGAGGCCUUAAUAAUCUCUUGAUUUUCGAGGAUCAAAACAACUCAAACACCAAAAAUGUUCCAAACUACUACUGA